AUGAAGAUAGCUGAAACUGAUAGGGAAGCGGGAGAAAACAAGGGCGUCUCAGACAGGCAGAUUCGUUUGAAGAUUGUUUCACCAAAUGUUCUGGACAUGACACUUGUAGAUCUCCCAGGUAUUACAAAGGUUCCUGUUGGCGAUCAGCCUUCUGAUAUUGAAGCCCGGAUCAGAACAAUGAUCAUGUCAUACAUCAAAGAGCCCUCCUGUCUUAUUCUAGCUGUCACACCGGCAAAUUCAGACUUGGCUAAUUCAGAUGCUCUUCAGAUGGCUGGAGUGGCUGAUCCUGAGGGUAAUAGAACGAUCGGUGUAAUCACAAAGUUGGAUAUCAUGGACAGAGGUACCGAUGCCCGAAAUCUGUUACAAGGAAAAGUUAUUCCCCUCCGACUUGGCUAUGUUGGCGUUGUAAAUCGUAGUCAGGAGGAUAUUCAAAUGAACCGGAGUAUAAAAGAUGCUCUUGUUGCUGAAGAGAAAUUUUUCCGCAGCCGUCCUGUAAGGAAAUUCCUUAGCAUAGUUGCAUUCAAGCCUUUUACUUAUUCCUUAACAUGGAUUCAUCAAAUUCAAACAAAACUCCACCACCUCUUUCCAUUUUGCCACCUCAAUUUUGUACAUUUUCACACACGUCUAUAUGCAUGGUUCAGCAUGGCCAAAUGUUGGUGCAUGUUAAUUAUAUAA
Messenger RNA from Vicia villosa (hairy vetch), 675 nucleotides. Its product is annotated as dynamin-related protein 3B-like. Gene Ontology annotation, cellular component: microtubule; membrane; peroxisome. Gene Ontology annotation, biological process: mitochondrial fission; peroxisome fission. The record is from RefSeq and is a predicted model, not a curated record. Lineage: Eukaryota; Viridiplantae; Streptophyta; Magnoliopsida; Fabales; Fabaceae. The transcript has 5 exons. Bases 1 to 675 code for a protein of 224 amino acids. Gene Ontology annotation, molecular function: GTPase activity; microtubule binding; GTP binding.